AUGCCGGCGAGAUUUGUAAUUUUGACGGAGCAUCAGCCCAUACUCUCUGAGAAGCUGCGGUCUUAUGACACGGCAGAUGCCAAGGGACGCAAGACUCUGGUUCAGAGCUUGCACCAGAAGCUGAAGACACAGUUUGUCAAUGCAUCAAAUUAUGACGACAUCAUUGUGGAAACUAAAAUCCAAGAGUGGCUCAAUAACCACGCCCGCCAUGUGCAGGAGAAAGCGACAAAAAAGCGUAUGCAUGUUUCUGGCAAGCCCAAUGCCUUCAAGGUGUGGGAUGCGCUAGAGAGGGACAAGAAGGUGUAUGAGGAAAAGGCGGAAAGUUGGCGCAAUGGCACUCUGGAUGAUAAGAUGAAAAUGAAGCUGAGGGAGCAGCGAAUGAUGCAAUAUCUGAAGAAGUUUGCCAAGACUAUGUGGGACACCAUGGGCAUUCGCAUGGCAUUCAUGCUAGCAUAUCCAAAGGAAGCGGGGAGUCUGAAGGUAGAGAUGGUGGAGGUCAACCACGCCAUCACCAAUGGAACUCCAUUCGGGGCCUAUCCUGGGUGGCUGCGUGCUUACCAGCCUCUAGCAAAGGUGUUCUCUGAGUGGGCCAAAGGCGAAUACGGUGUGACUGAGACUACGGUGACAGUGAAGAAGACACCUGCUGAUUGCAUGCGGGCCAUGGACAAGAUUUGGUUGACGGCCAACGGUUUUCCUCUGCUCCCCUCGGUGCCCGAAGGUAUGGCGGAAGCGCCUCUCAAGGUGAUGAAGGUACAAGUUCGAGACUUCAUGAAUCAUUACUACGCAUUGGCAAAGGGUGUUCGGAACUGCAAGUCAUCAUGGACGAAGCUGAACAGCAUAGACGACAUCAAUGAGGUUAUUCCAGCGGAGAUGCUACCUGAGAACUUCCAGUGGAUCGAUCCCUCAAAGAUGACAAGUGUUCCCGUUCGUGCCCUCCUCGACCACUGGCGGGCACGCCAAGAGGAACAUGGACCUGAGCAGACCAUGCGAUUCACCCAGUACUUCGACAAGGAUGGCGAAGCUGCUCCCGCCAAGUAUGAUCCUCUUCCACCACUUGACGGAUCAGCACAGGCAUUAGAAGAAGGAUCUGAACAUGAGGUCCAAGAAGCACUCACACCGAAAAAGGCAGGGAAGGCGAAGAAGAAGGGUAAACCUGUGCGCAAGGUCACGGGAAAGGCGGCAUCGAAGGCGACAAAGGGCAAAGUGGCCCCUGGCGGAGCCAAAGGCGGUGGGCGUAAAUGCAAGACGAAAGAUGCAUACGACUCGGAAGACGAUGCCAGAAGCAGCCAAGACUCUGAUCGGAGUUCGCCAGAUAUACCCAGCAUGGCUUCCGAAGAAGAUACGGCCAGUGAUGAAGAUUCAGGGGAUGGCGAGAGCAUGAUUGCGAAUAAAGUGAAGGGCAAGGCAGUCGCCACCACCAAUGGACGUAAGGCUAACAAUGGCAGUGCACCUCAAGCGAGUGGUAGCGGCGGUGCCAAGACGAAGGCAAAGCGAGGUCUCCAAGACCUUCCUCUGGGCGAACUGCACAGAUUUGACACAGAGGAGACCAAUGAAGCAUCGAGUGAACUGGAGCCCAGUACAAAGGAGCUCAGGCUUGAGCUUCAAGGCCGAGCCCCACGUCUCACUGGCGGGAGUACUGUGGGGAGUACUGUGCCCCACCUCGUCAAAAGGAGAGACGUGUUUCUUGCCACCCUUUCCAUCGAACCGCGAUACCAGGAUAUGCUGAAGCAAGUCAAGAUUGCGACUGUGCCCCAGGUGUAUCAUUUUGCCAGGUAUGAUCCGAUUCCCUGGAGCGAAUGGUCAUAUGGCCAGCGCUACCUCCCGCUGUCAUUUCAUGCGGUGGACAACUUUGACAUUGUCGAGAACUGGUUGGGCGACAAACUAUGGCUGACAAAAUAUCGGUUCUUACAUCCACAGGGCGUACAACAAUCUGCACUCGUGAUUGGUAUGGCACUGAGGGACCUCACACGAUCUCAGUUCAUUGAGGAGGGCGAACCGACCAACCUUCCCGACUAUGUGGUGAACUCGGCGAUCUCAUUUGACGCAGUAGAGCAGCUGCUUCGCUGUUGCGAGAUCAUUACCUUGGACAUGGUGGAAGGGAAUGUCACCCAUGCCAUGGUGAAGCCAGUGAGCAAGCCUGCCAUACGCGGUGCCCCACAAGGUGGCGAUGGCCUUGGGGGCCAGGAGGAGCAGGAAGGUGAUGCCUCUGCAAGAACUCACGAUGGCACUGCUACUGCUGCCAAAGUUCACAAGGCUCACCAGCCUGCCCCCAUGGCUGACAAACCAAUCAUUCCAAGUGGAGAAGACGAAGGGCCGAGCCAGGAGACCAGUGGUGGGGCCUCUGAUGAUGGCGAAGAGGACGAUGCACACUUGUCCGUACCUGGAAGUGGUGCUGAACGACCGCCACCGCCUCCAUUUAUACCUAAGACGAGGAAGGCCGCAGCCACGGAAGACCGUCCGUCAGGUCAAGCCAAAGCGCUCCAGGGAAGGUCGAUCACCGAUGCCCUUCAGAGUAAUAUCCCCGGCAGGAUCACUCGCAGUCAGCGUCAAGCGAUGGAUGAGUCACCCGCCAAGAAUACCCGCAGUCAGCAUCCACUAGGAGCUGUUAAAGAUUUGAAGAAGCUUCCUGAUCCAAAGCGGAAAUGUUAA
Messenger RNA from Sparassis crispa, 2649 nucleotides. RefSeq lists its product as hypothetical. The record is from RefSeq and is a predicted model, not a curated record. NCBI's taxonomy places the organism in Eukaryota, Fungi, Basidiomycota, Agaricomycetes, Polyporales, Sparassidaceae. The transcript has 8 exons. The coding region runs from base 1 to 2649 and encodes 882 amino acids.